UUUAAUUUUGAAAAUAGUAAAAAAUAUAAUAACGUUACUGAAUUCCUCCUUCAUUCUUCCUCCUCCUUCCUCUCCUCCUACUCACACAGCCUGCUCAUCUCUCAACUCAAACUUCACAUAAGGAAAAGAGACAAGAUUUUUAUUUGUUUCAGAUUAGGGUUUGGACUUGAGGUUCAAGUAGGGGUCUGGCUUUUUAGAGUUAAUUUAUAUCAGUAAACAAUCGUAAGCUCAAGAGAAAGGAAUAAAGAUUGUGGAUGGAAGGAAGGAGAAUAUCGGCGAAUCCAAGGCCGUGUUCGGGAAGAAGAGUAUUAGCAAAGAAAAGGCAACGGUCAAAUGGGUUAAUGAACACUGUUAAAAAGCUUCAGCGACGCGAGAUUUCUUCUAAACCAGAUCGCGCUUUUACUAUGAGUAAUGCUCAGGAACGAUUCCGCAAUAUGCGUUUAAAGGAGGAAUAUGAUACACAUGAUCCCAAAGGCCAUUGUUCAGUAGUACUGCCUUUUUUGAUGAAGAGAACCAAAGUUAUUGAGAUUGUGGCCGCUCGUGACAUUGUCUUUGCUCUUGCUCAUUCCGGUGUUUGUGCAGCUUUUAGUAGAGAGACAAAUCAGAGAAUUUGUUUUCUGAAUGUGAGUCCUGAUGAAGUCAUUCGAAGCUUGUUCUACAAUAAAAAUAAUGAUUCCCUCAUAACAGUUUCAGUUUAUGCUUCAGAUAACUUUAGCUCGUUGAAGUGUAGAUCUACUAGGAUUGAGUACAUAAAAAGGGGCAAGCCAGAUGCUGGUUUUGCUCUUUUUGAGUCCGAGUCAUUGAAGUGGCCGGGGUUUGUAGAAUUUGAUGAUGUUAAUGGGAAGGUUUUAACCUACUCUGCCCAAGACAGUGUAUACAAGGUUUUUGACCUUAAGAACUACACGAUGCUGUACUCUAUAUCGGAUAAACAUGUACAAGAAAUCAAGAUCAGUCCAGGUAUCAUGUUAUUGAUUUUCAAUAGAGCAAGUAGCCAUGUACCUCUUAAGAUUUUAUCAAUAGAAGAUGGCACAGUUCUCAAAGCCUUCAACCAUUUACUUCAUCGGAAUAAGAAGGUGGACUUCAUUGAACAAUUUAAUGAAAAGCUUCUUGUCAAGCAGGAAAACGAGAAUCUCCAGAUUCUUGAUGUUCGAAAUGCUGAGCUAAUGGAAGUUAGCAGAACUGAGUUCAUGACUCCCUCUGCAUUUAUCUUUCUCUAUGAGAAUCAGUUGUUCUUAACUUUCAGAAAUAGAACUGUUGCUGUCUGGAACUUCCGUGGGGAGCUUGUCACGUCAUUUGAGGAUCACCUGUUAUGGCACCCUGACUGUAACACAAAUAAUAUAUACAUUACGAGUGAUCAGGAUCUUAUUAUUUCUUACUGUAAAGCUGAGACUGAAGAGCAAUGGAUGGAAGGAAGCGCGGGGUCUAUCAAUAUUAGCAACAUCUUGACAGGAAAGUGCUUGGCUAAAAUUAAUGCUGGCAAUGGUGGUCCAAAGGGUGGUGAAUGCAGCAGCAGCAGCAGUAUUGGCUGCUCGAAACAGAGUUGCUCUUCCAUGCGAAGUACAGUUGCUGAGGCACUGGAAGACAUAACUGCUCUUUUCUAUGAUGAAGAGCGAAAUGAAAUCUAUACUGGUAAUAGGCAUGGGCUGGUUCAUGUAUGGUCUAACUGAAGUUGCAACAUGUUUUAUCAUUUUGAUAUGGAUGUUACAAAUCUGCACCUAGAGGAUAUUCCAUCAUGUCUGCAAUGAGAUCUAUACCCCUAGUUGAUGUGGGCUGGUUCAUGUAUUGGCAUAUUGAAGAGCAGAAUGAAUCAUGUUGACCUGAGUGCUAUGAUUCCACAAUUUGACGGUCUGUCAUGCCUGCACAAGCUCGAAGCUGAUGUCUGCAUAGCAUUCCAUUAAAUUGCUUCAGAAUGAAGAUUGAGUUGUACCAUUAGAUAAUUGUAGUUCGUUGUGUAGCAAUCUGUAGAUUCUUACAAUUGGGGUUUCUUAGGGUAUCUGUUUGAGAUGCCAAAGAAGGGUUUAAAUUUGUCAAAGCCUGAAGACUAUUCAGAUUAUGCUAUAUGUAACAUUACUUUGUAUUCUGUCUGCCAAGUAAACAAGAUGUUUGCUUGUUAACUAUAUCUCUCUGCCACUAGUGAGGAUAAUGUGCUCAAAAUUUGUGGUUGGCAAGGAAAUCUGACAAAAACUAAAUUCAUACUUGGAGAAGUACCCAUAUGGGCUCGAGUCUGUAAAUCUUUUUCGAAUAUACUGUCUCAUACAUUCAGUUA
Molecule: messenger RNA, 2266 nt
Organism: Ricinus communis (castor bean)
Lineage: Eukaryota; Viridiplantae; Streptophyta; Magnoliopsida; Malpighiales; Euphorbiaceae
Exons: 9
Coding region: 255-1667 (470 amino acids)
Molecular function (GO): protein binding
Source: RefSeq, a predicted model, not a curated record